AUGAGUGAAGGAUGCUGGGGAGAGGAUGAAGGGAAGGAGGAUGACGAGGAGGAGGAGGAUGCGGGGAUGCGGAGGGCGGGCUGUGCGCGGGCUNAGCGCUUCGUGGACAAGAACGGCCGCUGCAACGUCCAGCACGGCAACCUGGGCGGCGAGACCAGCCGCUACCUGUCCGACCUCUUCACCACGCUGGUGGACCUCAAGUGGCGCUGGAACCUGUUCAUCUUCAUCCUCACCUACACCGUGGCCUGGCUCUUCAUGGCCUCCAUGUGGUGGGUGAUCGCCUACAUGCGCGGGGACCUCAACAAGGCGCACGACGACAGCUACACCCCGUGCGUGGCCAACGUCUAUAACUUCCCCUCCGCCUUCCUCUUCUUCAUCGAGACCGAGGCCACCAUCGGCUACGGCUACCGCUACAUCACCGACAAGUGCCCCGAGGGCAUCAUCCUCUUCCUCUUCCAGUCCAUCCUGGGCUCCAUCGUGGACGCCUUCCUGAUCGGCUGCAUGUUCAUCAAGAUGUCGCAGCCCAAGAAGAGGGCCGAGACGCUGAUGUUCAGCGAGCACGCCGCCAUCUCCAUGCGCGACGGCAAGCUCACGCUCAUGUUCCGCGUGGGCAACCUCCGCAACAGCCACAUGGUCUCGGCGCAGAUCCGCUGCAAGCUGCUCAAGUCCCGCCAGACUCCGGAGGGGGAAUUCCUGCCCCUGGAUCAGCUGGAGCUGGACGUGGGAUUCAGCACGGGCGCUGACCAGCUGUUCCUGGUGUCGCCGCUGACCAUCUGCCACGUCAUCGACUCCAAGAGCCCCUUCUACGACCUGUCCCAGCGCAGCAUGCACACCGAGCAGUUCGAGAUCGUCGUCAUCCUCGAGGGAAUCGUCGAGACCACGGGGAUGACGUGCCAAGCCAGGACAUCCUACACGGAGGACGAGGUGCUCUGGGGCCAUCGCUUCUUCCCGGUGAUCUCCUUGGAGGAAGGCUUCUUCAAAGUGGAUUAUUCCCAGUUCCACGCCACCUUCGAGGUGCCCACCCCGCCCUACAGCGUGAAGGAGCAGGAGGAGAUGCUCCUCAUGUCCUCGCCCCUGAUCCCGCCCGCCGUCAGCAACAGCAAGGAGAGGAACAACUCGGUGGAGUGCCUGGAUGGGCUCGACGAGGUGGGCACAAAGCUGCCCUCAAAACUGCAGAAAAUCACCGGGAGGGACGACUUCCCGAAAAAACUGCUCAGGAUGAGCUCCACCACCUCGGAGAAGGCCUACAGCAUGGGCGAUCUGCCCAUGAAACUCCAGCGCAUCAGCUCGGUGCCCGGCAACUCCGAGGAGAAACUGGGCUCUAAGACCACGAAGAUGAUGUCGGAUCCCAUGAGCCAGUCGGUGGCCGAGCUGCCCCCCAAGCUGCAGAAGCUCUCGGGGGGCGGGGGGAGGAUGGAGGGGAACCUCCCGCCCAAACUGCGCAAAAUGAAUUCCGACCGCUUCACAUAACGCGCCGGGCCCGGGGGAUCCCACGCGGCCGGGACCGCGGGGCCAGCAGGGGCUGCCGGGGGCUCGGGGCCGCCGAGGAGCCGGGAGGGACUCGAGGGAGCCGGGAGGGACUCGAGGGAGUCGGGAUGGACUCGGUGCUCCGGGAGACGGGAGCAUCCCACGGGAUUCUGAGCCAGGGCCGUGUCCUCGGCGUGUACGAUCCCAGCGCAUGCAAUAAUAGUGUGCAACCUCUGCAUCUAGUCCGUGGCAUGACUCCUCCUGUAUUUAUACUCUGUAUCCCGAAAAACACGCAGAGGGGCCUUCCUUCCCCUGUAUUCCCCAGGGAAUGGGGCUGACACGGAGCGGGGAACUCGCAGGGUAAGUUGAACUUGAGUUGAAAGCGUUUGGGGUUUUUGUUUUUCCUGCUGUGGGUCGUGAUUUGCUCACCCGAGUUGUUUGCUGCAUGUGGUUUGUUUUUUUUUUCCCUCUAAGGAGGUGUUUUGGUUCACCCCUCACACUGAAGCUGCUCGCCUUAAAUCCACUGCUGGGUUCUAGUUUGCUUUCAGGGAUUUCUUUUUUUUUGGGGGGAGGGUUUUGUUCCCUGUGUCGAAGCCACCGGGAAAAACACUGGGGGUAAAAAAAUAAAUAAAUCUGUAUUUCAUUAGGCUUUGUUUAGAGAAGAAACUUGUGUUCUUAAGCCUGGGCAAAGUGAUAAAUAAAUGACUCAAGUUCACACUUUA
Cyanistes caeruleus (blue tit) is the source of this 2189-nucleotide messenger RNA. RefSeq names its product potassium inwardly rectifying channel subfamily J member 3 (gene KCNJ3). NCBI's taxonomy places the organism in Eukaryota, Metazoa, Chordata, Aves, Passeriformes, Paridae. Gene Ontology annotation, molecular function: G-protein activated inward rectifier potassium channel activity. The record is from RefSeq and is a predicted model, not a curated record. Gene Ontology annotation, biological process: potassium ion import across plasma membrane; regulation of monoatomic ion transmembrane transport. Gene Ontology annotation, cellular component: plasma membrane.